CAAAAAAAAAAAAAAAACUUUCCGUUCAGUUUCUAUUUAUAAUGGUGCUGAUUCUCUUUGGAUUCAGCUUCAAUUUUGUUUUCCUUUAUUACUAGAUUUUUUACAUAUUUGAAACUUUAGCUUGGAGUGAAUGAAGCGUGCCCUGAUUUGAAAUUCCUCGUUUCCUUCCUUUUCUGCAUUUGAUCAAAACAAAUCUUCAGCAAUAAACUUAGGAUUAGGAACCGUCAAAGAAAGAAAUUGAAUUAAAUAAAGAAUCAAAUUAAAUCAUUUUCGUAUCCUAGAAGAGAAAAUCUAGCAGAGUUUUUGAACCAUGAAUCCAUAUUUUCCGGUGAAGGAAGAGUACCCGAGUUCCAGUUAUUCACAGUCCGACGACGUCCCGUCAGUGGUGAUGGCGCCGCCGCAACCGAUGGAGGGUCUCCAUGAUUCAGGGCCUCCACCAUUCCUUGCUAAGACCUUUGACAUGGUGGAUGACCCUAGUACUAACCACAUAAUUUCUUGGAGCAGAGGAGGCAGCAGCUUUGUUGUAUGGGAUCCUCACUCUUUCUCCACUAAUCUCCUCCCUAGAUAUUUCAAGCACAAUAAUUUCUCUAGUUUUGUUAGGCAACUCAAUACUUAUGGGUUUAGAAAGAUUGAUCCAGACAAAUGGGAGUUUGCCAACGAGGGGUUUCUCAGGGGCCAGAAGCAUCUUCUGAAGAGCAUUAGGAGAAGAAAGACCGCAUCUCAGACCCCACCAUCUCAACAAGCUCUUGGUCCUUGUGUUGAAGUCGGGAGGUUUGGCCUAGAUGGAGAAGUUGAUCGUUUGAGGCGUGACAAGCAGGUUCUAAUGAUGGAAUUGGUGAAACUAAGACAGCAGCAACAGAACACUCGAGCCUAUCUUCAGGCAAUGGAAGAAAGGCUGCAAGGCAUAGAAAAGAAGCAGCAGCAAAUGAUGUCUUUCUUGGCUAGAGCAAUGCAGAAUCCAGCUUUUCUCCAGCAGCUAAUGCAACAAAAGGAGAAAAGAAAGGAGAUUGAAGAAGCCAUGUCUAAGAAAAGGAGGCGGCCAAUUGAUCGACGACCUGGUGCUGUGGAUGUAGGUGAAUCAAGCCGAGGGAGGGAGGGAACGGAUCCUGUUAAAACUGAACCUUUAGAAUUUGGAGAUAAUGGAUACCAAGUAACAGAGUUGGAAGCACUUGCACUGGAAAUGCAAGGUUUUGGUAGGUCAAGAAGGGAACAAGAGGAAACACAUGAGCUCGAACAUGGAGAGAAUCAUGACAAAGAACUUGAUGAAGGAUUUUGGGAAGAACUAUUGAAUGAGAGAUUUGAAGGAGAGUUAGAUAUACCAGAAACUGAAGCAGGAGAAGAUGAAGAUGUCAAUGUAUUGGCUGACCGGUUGGGUUAUUUGGUUUCAAGUCCAAAGUAGAGAAAGUGAACAUCUAGAUUCUAUAGCAUAGCUACUUGUGAGAACCAGUUCGGCAUUCCCUCGGUGACAAUUUCUCUUCGGGGGAAGGUCUUACACCCAGCACGUUUUGUAGCUUUAGUUUAAUAUUUCUGCAAAUGGGCUCUCAAAAAAGGGAUAGGCCAUGAUCUUCACAUUGUUUUGAUACUUUCUUGUUAUUGGCAGGAUAGGGGGAACUACAUACCAAGAACUGUAUCCGAGGAAAAUGCUCUCUCUCUUGUUACCGGUGUUUCUAACCCUGUUUUCUUCAUCUACCAUUCCAUUUUUUUUCCCUUUUGUAUAUCCUUUGCCUCUUAUCUUUCUCUAUCCUUGGUUAGGUUGCAGCUGUA
This is a messenger RNA of Durio zibethinus, 1764 nucleotides long. Its product is annotated as heat stress transcription factor A-7a-like. Lineage: Eukaryota; Viridiplantae; Streptophyta; Magnoliopsida; Malvales; Malvaceae. Gene Ontology annotation, cellular component: nucleus. The record is from RefSeq and is a predicted model, not a curated record. Gene Ontology annotation, molecular function: RNA polymerase II cis-regulatory region sequence-specific DNA binding; DNA-binding transcription factor activity. Gene Ontology annotation, biological process: regulation of transcription by RNA polymerase II; cellular response to heat.